UUAUUCUGCUGGGUAAAGAUGUUUCAACAAACAGUCGAGUGGGAAACUUCAUGUUGGGAAGAUCAGCGUUUGAUAGUGAAGCUCCUCCAGAUGAUCAUCAGAUUGAGAGAGUCAGAGGAAAAGACAUGAUGAUCAUCAACUGUCCUCAUCUGCUCCAACUGAACCUCUCAUAUCAUCAGAUCAUACAGACAGUGAGAGAGUGUGUGGAUCUGUCUCAUCCAGGACCUCAUCUCAUCCUUCUCAUCUUUAAACAUGAUGACUGUUCAAGAGAAGAUCAAGAGCAUGUGGAGAUGAUCCUCAACUAUUUCUCUGAUAGUGUUUAUGAACACACACUGGUGCUCACAACACACGACUCACACAGUCUUCCUCAGACUGAUAUUAAUGACAACAUAAAGAAAAUCAUAAAAAAAUGCUUCAAUAGACACUUUAAACUGAAGAAAAACAGCACUGCUGCUCAGCUCAUAGAGACAUUACGAGACAUUAUCAAAUCAAAUGAUGGCUGUUAUCUGAUUUGUGAUAAAUAUGAAGAUGCACAGAGUUUCACAAUAAAGCAGCAGACAUAUAAAAGAGAGAUGAGAGAUGAUGUGAGAAUUGUGCUGCUGGGUAAACUUGGAGUUGGAAAGAGUGCCACAGGAAACACAAUCUUAAACAGACAAGUGUUUAAAUCAGACUUAUCUCAAGAGUCAGUGACUAAAGAGUGUCAGAAAGAAACAGCUGAAGUCAACAACAGAUUGAUCACUGUGAUCGACACUCCAGGACUGUUUGAUACUGAACGCAGUCAUGAAGAGAUCAAGAGAGAAAUAAUGAACUGUAUCUCAAUGAUUCUGCCAGGACCUCAUGUGUUUAUUAUUGUGUUAAAUUUAGCACAACAUUUUACUGAAGAGGAGUCAAGAUCAGUGAAGAUCAUUCAAGAGAUGUUUGGUGAAAACUCUUUAAUGUACACAAUGGUGCUCUUCACCAGAGGAGAUCAACUGAGAAACAAAACUAUUGAUCAGUGUUUAGGAAAACCUGGAUCUGUGAUUAGAAACCUGAUAGAAAAGUGUGGAAACAGACAUCAUGUGUUCAAUAAUACUCAAACUGAAGAUCAAACACAAGUUUCUCUUCUACUGGAGAAAAUAGAUGACAUGGUGAAAGCAAACGGAGGAAGUUACUACUCAUCUAAGAUAUUCAGAGAGAUGCAACAAGAAAAACUAAAGAGAAGAACAGCAGAGCUGACAGAGGAAUAUGAAAGAGAGAAAGAAGAGAUGAAGAAGAUCUGGACUCAGUCACAACACACUUUAGUACAGGAAACUGCAAAAGCAUUGGCAACAAAUGAGAGACUUGCUCUUCACAAAGAAGAAAAUCUCAAAAGAGAACAACUGCAGCAUCUCUUUCACAGGCUUCAUCUAGAAUUUCAUCUUAAAUACAACAUCCAUAAUACACUGAAAGUUGCAGAUGUUCUUCAGAUAUCUGUAAAUUCUUUAGAGUCUCACGAGUCUUGUUCUGAAGAAGAUCUGGUGAAGAAUUAUCUACAGAAACUACUGAUGAUGAACUACAGAGCAAGAGACAUUAAAACUGAAGAGACCACUGAACAACAUCACAUGCAACAAAGAGGCAGUGAUACAUUUGAAGUUGAGAUUUUUACUGAAAUGUCUUUGUCUAAUAAAGGAGUGAGUAAACCAGACCCUGUUCACCCGAUGGAUGUUCAGAUGUCUGUGUUUCAUUGUGCUGAUAGUUUCCUAAAGCAGCUGAUGGUCACUAAACUCUCACAGUGUCAGUUUGCUCUUCCUCUGCUUGUUCCUCAUCCAAUCACACAACAGAUUGAGUUUCCUCUCUGGACAUUCAGACAAAUAAACAAGAGCUGGAAGAUGAAAAAUACUAACAAUGAUAUCAUCAUUAAAGAAGAGCCAGUCUACAAAGCAGAAACUCCAAUGGUGUCGUUCUUCAGGUUCGGUUCUGUGUCUUCAUCCAAGUCUCAGCUGAUGAACAAUCUGAUCAAUGAGAAACACAACACGUUCUUCCACAGGAACUGUCCAGGCAGCAGCAGAACCAGACUACUGAUGGAUGGAGUGGUGGAGAUCGCCUGGUUCUGCCCAUCUGGAAAAGACACAGAUAAAUUUACUGACUGUGUUGCUUUCUGUAAUCUUCAUGGUGAUGCAGAAGACAAUGAAAAACAACUGCAGAUUCUGACUCAAAUGUCUUCAGUCAAUGUUGUUCUUCUACCAAAACUUAACAAGAAUGACAAAAAUUCAACAAAGAUUCAAAACCUGUACAGAGACAAAAAGCCACUUAUUUGUCUUCUUACUGAGGAUGAAUCUGCUGUUAUUGAGACAAGAAAAGGAAAAUACAAAAUUAUUUUGAAAGACAGAAAUCAGUCAGAUGUAUCUGAAGAACUCAGAAGUGCUAUAAAUGAUUGUCUCUCAUCUUCAACAUCAGCUUCCAUGUUCAGACUUGAAGAUUUGUGCAAACACUCAGAUAUCAGAGUAGAUGAGGAAGAUGAUGAAGACUGCAAGAGAGGAAGAGAAGCAGCACAGCAGAUGAUGAGUUUACUGAAGAAUAAAAAUCUAAAAGAAAUCAAAGAAUCAUUUCUGCCCUGUCAGGGUGAACUCUGGCAUCAGUGGUGUCAGAUGAACAAAGAACUUCAUCGACCUCAAGAAGAAGACAUAGAAGAAGAAACAAACAGCAAACAAACAGAAAUGAAGAAAAUUCGUGAACAGCAACACAAAUCCCACAUUAGUGAGUUUAUAAAGUUAUUUAGUAAACAAAUUAACUCACAUGAAGAAAAUAUAAAUAUAUAUUUUCUAACAUGGCUCAGAAUCCUCCUGGAUGAAUUUACCUCAGCUGAUCUUUACGAUCUACAUCACAAGUAUGAUAAAAAGUGGUCAACAGUCUUAAAACUAAAAGAAAAAGAUAAAUCUAAACAAUUAAAAGCUGAACAAACAGAACUCGAGAGAAUAUCUGAAGAAGCUCAAGCAGCAACCUUUGGUUUGGAGCACAUCAUAAGAGAGAUCGGUCAGAUCUAUGAAUCAUGUUCAUCUGUGAAGAAGAAUAAGACAGAUCUUCAGUUUGACUUCUCUUCUCUUCCGAGUCUUGCAGCAGAGAUGAUGAUCUGUGGAUUUCCACUGGAGCUGAUGGAUGGAGAUGCUGCUCAUGUUCCUCUGAUCUGGAUCACUGCUGUUCUAGAUAAACUCAUAGAGAAACUGGGAGACCAGAGAAUCUUUGUGCUGUCAGUUUUAGGACUUCAGAGCUCUGGGAAAUCAACCAUGCUGAAUGCCAUGUUUGGACUUCAGUUUGCAGUCAGUGCUGGAAGAUGCACCAGAGGAGCUUUCAUGCAGCUGAUCAGAGUAUCAGAGGAGAUGAAAGAUCAGAUGAGGUUUGAUUAUAUUCUGGUUGUUGAUACUGAGGGUCUUCGGGCUCUAGAAUCUGAUGGAAAAUCCACAAGACAUCAUGACAAUGAAUUGGCCACAUUUGUUGUUGGUCUUGGUAAUCUGACAUUGAUCAACAUCUUUGGAGAAAACCCAGCUGAGAUGCAGGAUAUUCUUCAGAUUGUUGUUCAGGCCUUUCUGAGAAUGAAGAAGGUCAAACUGAAUCCCAGCUGUAUGUUUGUACAUCAGAACAUUUCAGACGUCACAGCUGGAGAAAAAAACAUGGAGGGAAGGAGACGACUGCUGCAGACACUGGAUGAGAUGACAAAACUCGCUGCUAAAGAUGAAGUUAAUAAUGCAGAAUGUUUCAGUGAUGUCAUUAAUUUUGAUAUACGUAAUGAUGUGAAGUAUUUUGCUCAUCUGUGGGAGGACAACCCACCAAUGGCUCCACCAAACCCAAACUACUGUGACAAUAUUCAAGAACUAAAGAAAACUAUAAUUUCCCAUGCAUCAAAUUCAGAUGGUAUGAGGCUGACACAUCUGCGUGAGCGAAUUAAAGAUCUCUGGGAGGCUUUACUGAAUGAACGAUUUGUGUUUAGCUUCAGAAAUUCUCUGGAGAUUUCAGUAUACAGGAGACUGGAGACAGAAUACAGCAAGUGGACCUGGACUCUACGCAGUGCCAUGAUGAAAAUUGAGAACAAACUACAAAACCAAAUAGAAAAUGAAACAAUCCAUGAGAUUGAAGAAACAGAUUUUCAGAGAGAAAUGAAGGAGAAAAGUAAAGAAGUGAAAAACUCAAUGACAGAAUUCUUUGAGAGAGACACAGAUGCUGAUAUACUGAUUCAGUGGAAAACAUCAUUUGAAAUCAAAAUCAAAGAUCUUGAGGAGAACAUUGUGAGAGAAACAAAGAGGAAAUUAAAUGAAAUUCUUCAGCAGAGAGACUUGAAGAAAAAGAUUGAUGCUCAGAGAACACAGCAUGAAAACACUCUCUUAGAAAAGAGCAAAGAACUUGCAUUAAAACUCAAAGACAAAACAAAUAAUGAAGAAACUCUGAAGAGAGAGUUUGAUUCAUUUUGGGAAGAGUGGGUGAAGAAUAUUACAACAGAUACUCCUCCAAUCAAAAACAUUGACAUAUUAAAAGAAGUGAGAACACUCCUCAAUGACAUCUAUAAAAGUCUCAAUGUAGAACACAGAAGAGAGAACAGAAACAUUUUCACUACACAAAAUUAUUCAGGUUAUGUAACAGUAAAGAAAUCCAGCGGAUUUAGAGGCCAGGUUAAAAAUGUGUACAAAGUGGCGAAAGAGAAGUUUGGUUACACUCUGUCUAAAAAUGAUGAAACACAAAUAACAAACUUGAUCACAGAUGUUGUUCAGGAGACAGAGAAGAUGAUUCGGUCACUUCUUUUUUCAAAGAUGGGCUACAACAUCAGCUACAUUCAACAACUCACAGAUCACAUCAAGACAAGAAUAACAGAAUAUGAGAAAGGUCCAGUGAAAUAUGUGUUUAAGAAGGAAUUCUUCAUUGAUUUGGUAUUUUCUAUAUUUAAGAAAGCAGAAAAGACAUUCACUGAUCAACACAGAAUGUUCAGAGAAGUCAAUGAUCCGGUUCUCUAUCUGAAGAAGAAGAGAGAUGAAUACUUUAGUAUUUUCCAGAAAUAUUGUCAAGGAGCAACAUCAACUGCUAUUUUUGGUGAGAUCAUCUGUCAGAAACUGAAGAGACCCAUUGAACAGAGUGUCUAUAAACAGACUGCCAGAGAUUUAGCAGAUGAAAUCAGAUCAAAUUGUCCAUCACUGAAUGGAAACAGAUCAAAUCUAGAGAUACACAUCCUGAAGAGACUGGCAGAAGAGGAGAACUUUUCAGCAUUCAUUGACUACAUUUUGUAUCCCAGAGAUCACUUCAAGAAUUUCAUCAGAGAUGAAGUCCAUCAGUACAUCAGAGAUCAGUUCAGUAUCAGUGUUCAACCCAAGAUGAAUCAGAACAUUGAAGUCCUGCAGCAGAAGAUCCUGACAGCAGCUCAUGAAUCUACUGAAGAUGUUCAAGUGAUAAGUGGAGAUGUUGAUUUGUGGUUGAAGUUUUUCAGACAGAAGCUCUCAGAUGUUCUGAUAUUCUCUGUGAAGGACUUCAGUGGAGUCAAACCGGAUGAUGUUGAUGAUUUUAAACUGUCAGAUGAUGUGAUAAACACAGAUAUUCCAUCUAUAAUGUCUAACAUCAGCAGAGAGUUCAGCACAGAUAUAUUUAAUAAAACACUGGAUCUCAUUUACAGACCAGAUGAGAUUCUGAUUGAUCAAUUAUGUCGGUGCUGUUGGGUUCAGUGUCCGUUCUGUAAAGCCACCUGCAAUAACACAAUAGAAAACCAUGAUGGAGAUCACAGUGUUCCUUUUCAUAGAGUGACUGGAAUUAAUGGAUUCUUUGACGAAAAAACACAAACUCUCUGUACAGAUUUUUGUUCAACUGUAGUGAUGAGUUCUAAACGUUUUAAAUCAUCUGAUAAGUGGAUUCCAUUUAAUGAGUACAGAAGAGCAGGAGGAGAUUAUGCAAGGUGGAGCAUCACCCCUGAACUCUCUGAGCUGCCAUACUGGAAGUGGUUUGUGUGCAGAUUCCAGAAAGCUCUCGAGGCGUAUUAUGAGAAAUCAUUCCAGGAUAAGAUUCCAGAUGAAUGGCGGAAAUACACAAAAGAGGACGCAAUUGAGAGUUUAGAUAAAUACUACAGCCCAAAAUGUUAAAUGAGUGACUUCUAAAUGUGUGCUGUGAUAUCUGAUGUGAAAUUCCUUAAUCAGACAUCAUAUACUUUUAUACAACAGUUCUUUCUGGUUCUCGAAUCUGAUUGGCUAGCUGCUACCAGGCAUGCAGUAUUGUACUGAUAACACCACAGUAACCACUUCACUGUUUGUAUCAUUACGGCACCUACUGGUCAAUUUAGUAUUAGUGAGUGGGGCUUCUUUAAAUGUGCGUGAGUCAUUCGCUCAUCUCUGACUGGGAAAACUGCACGCACACACAGACGCUUAAAAUCUGUCUGACACUUAUAAAAAUGUGGUACUGACAAGAACGAAGUCCAUAGUAAGCGAGUGCUGGUAUUGCAAGAUUAAAUGUUAAAGCAAUAGUAACGUUAUAUAAAUAUAGUUUUAUUAACUUUUACCAAAACAAUAACAACACAAGACACUAAAAACAAAUAAUAGUUUCAUGACACCAAAUACUGCUGGUUUCAUUUUAUUUUUGACCAUCAAACACAGAUAGGCCUACAUCAGAGCCAGGGAAUCCCUGUCAGAGAUGUAGCCCAGAUCAGGCGCUGGUCAGCGUCACUGAUGUCCGCUGGUGUGUCUGGAUCUCUGUGUCCAAAUCUUUCUAAGCAAAUGUUUAAAUAGGCGCUAUCUUUACUAAUCGACUGCAGAUUUGAAUAUUAUGCAUAUAUAUUCUUGACAGAACUAAUCUUAAAACUACACUUUGUGACAAAAAACCGUCAAUCUUAAGAAACUGAUAUUCAGUCAAUUGAGUUAUUAUGACAUUCAAAACAAACAACCUAAAGGUUUACCUGUCAUUCUGGCAGAAGAAAGUAGUUUCCAAAUAAAGAGGCUUUUAAAAUCACUCCGUUGUGGUUUUCUAGUUUUCUUUUUUCAAACGUGUGCCGUCGAACUGUUGUAUAAAAGUAAUAUCGCUCUCAGAGUCAUGUGAUAUACUGUAGGUCUAUAUCGUCAAGGCUGUGAUUAGGCCAGAGGCACGAGGCCGCAGGGCAAUCACAGCCGUAAUUUAAAAUGUUUAAAAUAUUUAAAAUUAACAUUUAAUAUAUUUUACUUCCUGCUGAACCAAUAUGCAAAAUAUAUUAAGUGGUGUAUUAAUGAACAAUACAAAUGUAAAAAAAACUAUCACAUUGUACUUAUACAGCUUUGGCACAUUGUAAGCUGACUUUUGUCAAUAGAAAAAAAUGUGUGUAUCAAA
Molecule: messenger RNA, 7278 nt
Organism: Paramisgurnus dabryanus
Lineage: Eukaryota; Metazoa; Chordata; Actinopteri; Cypriniformes; Cobitidae
Product: interferon-induced very large GTPase 1-like
Molecular function (GO): GTP binding
Source: RefSeq, a predicted model, not a curated record